Messenger RNA from Culex pipiens pallens (northern house mosquito), 3422 nucleotides. RefSeq lists its product as uncharacterized. The record is from RefSeq and is a predicted model, not a curated record. Gene Ontology annotation, molecular function: monocarboxylic acid transmembrane transporter activity. NCBI's taxonomy places the organism in Eukaryota, Metazoa, Arthropoda, Insecta, Diptera, Culicidae. The transcript has 6 exons. The coding region runs from base 926 to 2719 and encodes 597 amino acids. Gene Ontology annotation, biological process: transmembrane transport; monocarboxylic acid transport.
CAUCCCAUCACCCACAACGGGCAGACGUGUCCCUCUUCCGAACACUUUCCCCGGAGGACUUGUUGAGUGUUUCGUCAGCGGUGGGAUGUCCCAUCUACCUGCAAUCGUACCCCCUCUUAAUUGGUUCUGGUGACUGACUGUUUUGUUUAUCGUGUUCUUGGCCUGAUUGCAGCAGUUCCCUUCUUGUUGUGUCCCGUCUUUAGUGAUAAGAAGUAAUUGCCUAAUGAGUCAGUGAAAAUCGAUAGUUCAAGGUAGUGAGUUUGUAGAGCAACCUGAAAAGCCGGGGGUUAACCUUCCAAACACGCACUCUACACGACAGCUGUAGCGAAAAAGAAAAACGGGGAGUUUAAAUAUUGAUGAGUAGUGGAUUGAUUGGAUUGGAUUGUAGACAAACAGUGUGGCUUACAGCUCCCAGUACGAAUCGAUAGUUUGUUGGUUGACGUAAACACCUGGGUCAUCUGUCCAUCAGUCAACAAAGAACGCUCUUUGUACGAGUUGUGUCCGCAGUGAAGUCGUCCAGUUGGUGCGUGAUGGAGUACGCGAUUAUAGUUUGGACACAGAGGUGAAAAGUUCGCAAACCGGCUUCUGGAAGAGUUGAAGACUAGUGGAGCGAUACCGGUGAGAUCGGCGUAGAUCGAACUCGUUGAGCCGUGACCCCCGUGCGGGAGUGCAGUCAAGCGGACAGCAGGAUUCGGUUUGCUGAAUUUGUUGGAUAUCCGGACGGGGCGGCGACUGACACGCGAUCACGCCUAGGUCGGUUGCUCACGUGUGUGUGUUUAUUUUAUUUUGGCGAUCGUGAUCGGAACAAGUUCCACCCACGACAGAAGGACGGGCAUCGACAGGGUCGCGAAUUCAUCGAGUCCACAGCAAUAGCAGCAGAGGCAGCAAUCACAAUUGCCCAGCUCGGCAGUGAAACGGCGCAACCAUGGAGAAGCUGAGGGCGGCCAAGAAGGUCGCUCCGGACGGGGGCUGGGGCUGGGUGGCCACGUUCGGCGUCAGCCUGGUCAACUUGGCCACACGCUCGAUUGAGCCCUCGUUUGGGUUGCUUUUCGGCGAUCUGCUGAGUGACCUGCAGGUCGGCACGACCGGUGCCGCCAUCAUUAUCAGCACGCUGGAUGUGAUGAUGAACUUUUCCGGGCUGUUUGUGGGCCCGCUGCUGAAGGAGUUUUCCUACCGGAAGGUGGCCAUCGCGGGGGCACUGCUUUGCUUUCUGGGCCUUGCGUUGACCUCGCCGGCCACCAGUAUGGCGCACAUUUUGGCCACGUACAGUGUGAUAAACGGAAUCGGCGUCGGCCUAGCCACGUCGGCCGCCUUCGUCGCGCUAAACCACUACUUUGCCAAAAAGCGCGGCCAAGCCGUCGGCCUGUCGAUGGCCGGAACGGCCCUCGGAAUGCUGAUCAUGCCCCAGCUGGUGCGCUUCCUGCUGGAGACGUACGACUUCCGAGGUGCCGUUCUGCUGCUCAGUGGGCUCGCUUUGCACGCCGCCGUCGGAGCAACGCUGCUGCAGCCCAUCAAGUGGCACUUGGUGGAGGAGGAAGUGGACAUCGAGCUGGUGGAGGCGCCCCCGAUGGGGAUCAUUCUGGAGCAGGAGGACGACGGUGAUAACGACAGCUUGCCGGAGAUUAAAACGUUGCUGUUUCCGCGGAGGGAUCGGAAACUGUCGGAGAAUUGUCCGUCGCCGCAGCCGAAUGGUCUGCCGAUUAAGCCCACCUUUCCGAGGAUCAACUCGAGCGUCAGCGUUCAGAACGGGAUGGGGCUUGGAAUGAGGACGCGGCCAUCGUUUCCGCGGAUCACGUCCACGGCUAGCAUGAGCUUGGCGUUGAGGAAACGGCGCGAGUCGGUAGUGUCGCAGCUGUCGACGAUGGACUUUACCGGCAGUGGAAGCUGCAUGCACAUUCACGUUGAUACAGGCGACAACGACGCCGAAGACGUCGACUACCAGAUCAUCCGGCGGGUGAACACCCACGUGGGCGUCUCGACGAUGAACUCGUUCGCGCGCGUCCCCAAAACGCCCAAACGCAUCGAAACCGUCAAGUCCGAGCUGGGGCUGGAGAUGGUCAAGCCGAAAGUGUCCUUCCUGCAGCGUUUUACCGCGCUCAUGGACGUGGGCCUGCUGCGGGACAUGAUCUAUCUGAACAUUCUGUUUGGGCUGUCGAUUUUCUACGUCGCGGAGAUGAACUUUAAAAUGGUGACGCCGUUUUUCCUCGCCAGUUUGGGCUUCAACAAGACCGAGGUGGCGUUCUUCCUGUCGGUGUCGGCGCUGACGGAUAUUGCGGCGCGGGUGAUUGUGCCGCCGAUCGGGGACAAGCUGCGCAUUCGGAAGCGGCUGCUGUUUAUGGUGUCGCUGGUGUUUGUGGCCAUCACGCGGUCGAUCGUCGCCGAGCAGCGCACCUACACCGAGCUGAUGGUGUGGCUGUCGAUUACGGGCUUUUUCCGCGGCGUCGCCCUCGCCAACUUUACGCUGUGCGUGUCGGAGUACUCGUCGCUGGAAAAACUCCCGGCGGCCUUCGGGUGGCACAUGGUGGGCAAGGGCGUGUUUGUGAUUCUGUUUGGGCCGCUGAUUGGCGCUAUCCGGGACUGGACCGACAGCUAUCCGAUUUGCAUCCACGUGCAGUCGGUGUGCAUUUUCACGUGCGUUGCGGCGUGGUGCGUCGAGUUUGCGAUCAAACGGCUGCGCACCAAGAAGGUGGUGGAGGCGAACCCGAGUGUGGCUGCUUGAAUGCGGGGAGGUUUAGGUUAGGAUUUUACACAGUACUCAGAAAGUCGCUAUUUUUUUAGAUAUUGUUUGUUUAGUUAAAAGAUGUAGACCAAGAAGAUGCGUAACCGAGAAGAGACAACCGUAGAUUUUAAGAGAGAAAAAAAAAUCCAACUGUCCUGUCCUGUCCCAUCGUAGGUAGUGAAACAUUAUCGUGUAAGCAUGAGACUGCGAUAUACAUUUAAAAUGAUAUUUUUUAAAGAAGCGUUUAGCGUGUAAGUCGACUGUUGUUCGGAGAGUUGCCAGAAGGGGGGAAGUACUUAGAUAGCAACGUUUAUCAGCACAGUAUUAGCGAAAAAAGAAAAACAAAACUAUAAGGAAAGUAUCGAACAAUAAUCUAGGAUUCAAUUACGUUAGAAGCCUUAAACUUCCGUGAUGAGCCUUAUAGAGUUCAUUGCCGAGAGAGCCUAGAUUUCAAGUGUAACAAGGAAGACGUAUUGUUAGCAGUUUAAAGAUUUUAGCGAUUAGUCGAAACGCUUAGAGGGCGCGUUGUUUUAUCCUAGGAACCACUAAAACGUAAUUAUUAAAGGUUAAACUAUCAAAGAAAAGAAAAAAAGCAGGAGAAUCUCGAAGAUUUCUCGUUUGUAACAGAGAAGAGAGAAUGAAAAAGCAAGAAAAUAAAACACCUGAUGGACAAAUAAAAGUGUACACUAAAAUUACAAAAAAA